This is a messenger RNA of Epinephelus lanceolatus (giant grouper), 1926 nucleotides long. It is a transcript of the gene marchf11, whose product is annotated as membrane-associated ring finger (C3HC4) 11. Gene Ontology annotation, molecular function: ubiquitin-protein transferase activity; zinc ion binding. The record is from RefSeq and is a predicted model, not a curated record. Lineage: Eukaryota; Metazoa; Chordata; Actinopteri; Perciformes; Serranidae. Gene Ontology annotation, biological process: protein ubiquitination.
GGAAGAGAGGGGGGAAUCCGGCGCUUCAGGACGGCUGAGUCCCGUUGCGAUGCAUGGAGGCUGCUUGGAAAUGCUCCCCGGGUCUCCGGAGCGCAUGAGGCGGUUCCAGCCGACCGACGGGCCGCAGAACCGGGGGGAUCCGGCCGCUGAUCCGCAGCUCUGCCAGGCUGCCACACCAUAGGUUCGGCUACAGGAGCACGGCUCGGUUCGGUAUCCACGGAGCGGAGGCACAUCCGCCGACAGCGCCGUGAUCUGGGAGCCUAAAGGCUGCAUCACAUCCCUGCGUCGCAGUGGUGGUGGAUACUGUGUGAGCUGUCGGGUGGCAUCUAUGCAAUUUUAUUUCGACUUUUCAUUUUAUUAUGAGCACAGAGGAGGGAGAGGCGGUUCCAGCUGGUGGGGAGGCGAGGGGAGGCACUGCCAUCACCCACCGCCACACCUGGGAUGAAGGCGAACCGCACGGCUCCCAAGGACGUCGGCACCCCGACGAUGAGGACGAGGCAGAGCAGGGGGAGGAGGAGGAGGACGGAGAGGGCUGCCAGGAGGGCCGGAGCUGCAGGGAUGCAUGUGAGGGGAACGACGGGGGGAAUUUUUCCAGUGAGGAUGGGGCGGUGGGGGGCAGACCGUGCAAGGAGCAGGCGAUGCAUUCAAACUGCAGCAGCGAGACCUGCAUCCCCACUCCCAGCUGUCGGAUCUGCUUCCAAGGCGCAGAGCAGGGUGACCUGUUGAACCCGUGUCGGUGCGACGGCUCGGUGCGUUACACCCACCAGCACUGCCUGCUGAAGUGGAUCAGCGAGCGGGGCUGCUGGACCUGCGAGCUCUGCUGCUAUCGCUUCCAUGUCAUCGCCAUCAACAUGAAGACACCUUGGCAGUGGCAGUCCAUCACCAUCACCCUGGUGGAGAAGGUGCAGAUCAUCGCUGUGUUCCUGGGCUCCCUCUUCCUGGUGGCCAGCAUCUCCUGGCUGCUGUGGUCGGCUCUCAGCCCGCAGGCCGUCUGGCAGCGACGUGACGUCCUCUUCCAGAUCUGCUACGGCAUGUACGGCUUCAUGGACUUGGUCUGCGUAGGCUUGAUUGUCCACGAGGGGGCAGCAGUGUACAAUGUCUUCAUGCGCUGGCGGGCCGUCAACCUCCAUUGGGACGUUCAGAGCUACGACAAAGCAAAGGACAUGGAGGAGACGAGCACUGGCCAUUCCUCGUUGGCCCCCAGGACGCUUUGGUUGCCUCUGGCCACCUUUGGGCCCAACGGACCCUUACACGCCACCCAGCUGGGGCCGCAGCCAUGGACCUGCCUCUGUUUGGCCCCCUUCUGCCCCGGCCUGGUGCCCCGAAACAAUCUCAGCCAGGACAAUGACUCAGGAGAGGUCGUCAUUCGUGUAACAUCGGUGUAACGACAGGCAUUUAUGCAGGAACAAAGCAUCUGAUGGUUUGCACUCGGUGGGAACAAUCUGGGCUUCUCUGAGCAGUUUAUAAUAUUACACAAUCUGUUGGCGUUUCUUUUUUUUAGAUUCUCCUGUUGUUUUCUGAAUGAGUUAGAAUUCUUUGUGUGCUCUGGGGCCGGUCCUCAAAACAAUCUCAACAGAUAAAUGAACUCACAUGUGGUGUUGUUGCCUUUAUGUUUCAUUUUGAACCACACUCACCUCUACCCUUGCUUCCUCCAGACCAUUAUGCAACAUUCAUGUCACGUAGGACAGAAAGUAGUGAUGAGAAAGAAGAUCAGAUAUACGAUUUGUGACCAUUCAGAUCAUCACAUGAUGGUUCAGGAUUGCAGAGUUGCUUUUAUUAGACUUUUCUGCAUUGUUUAGCUCUGGGUCAGGUAUGUGGGAGUUCUCACACAAAAUGAGUCUCCUGGUUGUAAUUAUGAUUGUGAUAUUGAUGUGAACAAGUUGCCACAUGACAUGAACGCACCAUAAAGUCUGAUGUGAAACAAAA